AUGCACAGCCUGGCCAGUGCACUUCUGCUGUCCUGCUGCAUCUGGGCAUCCCUUGCCCAGAGCCAUGAUGGAGAAGAACAGAGAAGAAGUGUUUGGGAAGACCCCAUUCAGUUUUCUACCAAAGCCAAGGAUCAAUGCUCUAUGAUGGUAACGGGACAGGGUGAGCUGACCAAACUGCGCAUCUCCUGCCAAUCCCGGGACAGAUCCUACUGGUGCGAGUACCAAGGCAAGCCAUACAUUUGCCAUCCCUACAACAACAACCCACGCCACUUCUUCACGCAGAUCAUGUGGGACCUGCGCAAAUUGAGGAAUGCCUGCCAGGGAAAGAGCACAUUCAAACCUUUCAUGUGCAAAAAAGCAUCUGACGAGGCCCAAAUGGUCUUCGCUACCUCCUCCUCAUCCUAUGAUGCACCAGUCCAGCCAAACUGGACUAGAAGAGAUACUACGGAAACUCCAACCACCAGGGAAGAGAUCAGGCCAAGGCAGGCCAGGCCUGACUAUCCAAAAUCCGAUCAAGUCAGGCCAGAACAAGUUAGGUCAAGUGGAGCAAAGCAAAGAACAAAAUCACCGAAAACCCCUUCCAGAUCUCAAGCAGUGAAACCAGAUCAAGCCAGAGCAGAGCAGCGUAGAGGAACAUCAGGAACCAAAUCAGCAAGAUCGAUGACAGUACUGAAACCAAAGAUGACUACACCAGCAACAACAGCACCACCACCAACCAUUCCAGCUGCCUUGAGUACAGCUAAGAGGAUGGCUCAGCAGCACUGCUGGCCUUCCUUACACGGCGUCUGUGCCUUUGUCAUUGGCUGGUUUACAUACUGAGGAAAG
Messenger RNA from Pygocentrus nattereri (red-bellied piranha), 825 nucleotides. RefSeq names its product fibroblast growth factor binding protein 2a (gene fgfbp2a). The transcript has a single exon. Gene Ontology annotation, biological process: cell-cell signaling. The record is from RefSeq and is a predicted model, not a curated record. Bases 1 to 819 code for a protein of 272 amino acids. Lineage: Eukaryota; Metazoa; Chordata; Actinopteri; Characiformes; Serrasalmidae. Gene Ontology annotation, molecular function: growth factor binding.